AUGUUAGUCACCCGCUGAUUAUUCUCAACAAACCACAAAGACAUUGGAACCUUAUAUCUACUAUUCGGCGCCUGAGCCGGAAUAGUAGGCACUGCCCUAAGCCUGCUAAUCCGCGCUGAGCUAGGACAGCCAGGAACAUUACUAGGCGACGACCAAAUCUACAACGUAAUCGUCACCGCACACGCAUUCGUCAUGAUUUUUUUUAUGGUAAUACCAAUCAUGAUUGGUGGUUUCGGAAACUGAUUAGUCCCAUUGAUAAUUGGAGCUCCCGACAUGGCAUUCCCUCGAAUAAACAACAUAAGCUUCUGACUACUACCACCAUCAUUCCUACUUCUGCUCACCUCCUCAAUAGUAGAAGCAGGCGCAGGCACAGGCUGAACUGUAUACCCGCCCCUAGCAGGCAACCUGGCCCAUGCAGGCCCAUCAGUCGAUCUAACUAUCUUUUCCCUUCACCUGGCAGGGAUCUCAUCAAUCCUAGGCGCCAUUAAUUUUAUUACCACUAUUAUUAACAUAAAACCCCCAGCCAUGUCCCAGUACCAAACCCCCUUGUUUGUCUGAUCAAUCCUGAUUACGGCAGUCCUCCUUCUCCUCUCACUCCCAGUACUAGCCGCUGGAAUCACCAUACUCCUGACAGACCGCAACUUAAAUACCACAUUUUUUGAUCCUGCCGGAGGGGGCGACCCUAUUUUAUAUCAACAUUUAUUCUGAUUCUUCGGACAUCCCGAAGUCUAUAUUCUUAUCCUACCAGGCUUCGGUAUAAUCUCCCAUAUUGUCACAUACUACUCCGGAAAAAAGGAACCUUUUGGCUAUAUGGGUAUAGUAUGAGCCAUAAUAUCAAUUGGAUUCCUAGGCUUUAUUGUUUGAGCCCACCACAUGUUUACGGUAGGAAUAGACGUAGAUACACGAGCAUACUUCACAUCAGCCACCAUAAUCAUUGCUAUCCCUACGGGAGUAAAAGUAUUCAGCUGAUUGGCUACACUGCAUGGAGGUAACAUAAAAUGAUCCCCAGCCAUACUAUGAGCCCUUGGCUUCAUUUUUCUAUUCACGGUGGGCGGAUUAACGGGCAUUGUAUUAGCAAAUUCAUCGCUAGAUAUUGUUCUUCACGAUACAUACUACGUAGUAGCCCACUUCCACUAUGUACUAUCAAUAGGAGCUGUAUUCGCAAUUAUAGGAGGAUUCGUGCACUGGUUCCCACUAUUUUCCGGCUAUAUACUCAACACAACCUGGGCUAAAAUUCAUUUCGUAAUCAUAUUCGUAGGUGUAAACAUGACAUUCUUCCCCCAACACUUCCUAGGCCUCUCGGGUAUACCACGGCGCUACUCUGACUACCCCGACGCAUACACAAUAUGAAACACAAUCUCGUCAAUAGGCUCUUUCAUUUCACUAACCGCAGUAAUACUAAUAAUCUUCAUGAUUUGAGAAGCCUUUGCCUCCAAACGCGAAGUGUUAUUCGUAGAAUUUACCACCACUAAUAUUGAAUGACUCCACGGCUGCCCACCACCAUACCACACAUUCGAAGAACCCGCAUUCGUCAAAAUCUAG
Molecule: messenger RNA, 1542 nt
Organism: Choloepus didactylus (southern two-toed sloth)
Lineage: Eukaryota; Metazoa; Chordata; Mammalia; Pilosa; Megalonychidae
Source: the annotation of a RefSeq genome assembly